Gossypium arboreum is the source of this 1500-nucleotide messenger RNA. Its product is annotated as probable UDP-arabinopyranose mutase 5. The record is from RefSeq and is a predicted model, not a curated record. Gene Ontology annotation, molecular function: UDP-arabinopyranose mutase activity. Bases 122 to 1180 code for a protein of 352 amino acids. Gene Ontology annotation, biological process: plant-type cell wall biogenesis; UDP-L-arabinose metabolic process. The transcript has a single exon. NCBI's taxonomy places the organism in Eukaryota, Viridiplantae, Streptophyta, Magnoliopsida, Malvales, Malvaceae. Gene Ontology annotation, cellular component: cytosol; Golgi apparatus.
CCAAGAAAUUCUGAGAUUAGUUUAAUCAGUGGAAUACACAGUAGCUUGGUCUAAAGAGUAACGAAGCUGAUUUUAAGAGGCUUGAGUAUUCUGAAUUCUGUUGACGUUUGUAUUUGGCAAGAUGUCUCUAUCAAUUAAGGAUGAUGAGAUUGAUAUUGUUAUAGGAGCACUACGUCCUGACCUGACAUCUUUCAUGAGUGAGUGGAGGCCUAUAUUCUCUCGAUUUCAUCUCAUAAUUGUUAAAGACCCUGAUUUGAAAGAGGAGCUCAAAAUUCCAGAGGGCUUUAACCUUGAUGUCUAUAAGAAGCCUGACAUAGAUUGUCUUGUGGGUACUUCUACUUCAACCAUUUUCUCUGGCUAUUCAUGCCGGUAUUUUGGCUAUCUGGUUUCUCGGAAGAAGUACAUUAUCUCCGUGGAUGAUGACUGUUACCCGGCCAAGGACAAUAAAGGCAUUUUGGUGGAUGCUGUUGCCCAGCAUAUUACUAACCUUACAACCCCGGCCACACCAUUCUUUUUUAACACUCUGUAUGACCCUUUCACUGAAGGUGCAGAUUUUGUUCGUGGCUACCCAUUCAGUCUUCGGAGUGGGGUACAAUGUGCUUUGUCAUGUGGGCUAUGGCUUAAUUUAGCUGACUAUGAUGCACCUACUCAAGCCCUCAAGCCAGAAGAAAGGAAUUCCAGAUAUGUUGAUGCAGUUCUGACGGUUCCAGCUAGAACCCUGAUGCCUAUUAGCGGAAUCAACAUCGCUUUUAAUCGGGAGGUGAUUGGACCUGCCUUGCUUCCAUCUUUGAGGUUGGGUGGGGAAGGUAAGUUUAGGUGGGAAACAAUGGAAGACAUAUGGAGUGGGAUGUGUGUUAAGGUUGCAUGCGAUCACCUGGGACUUGGUGUGAAAAGUGGGAUGCCAUAUGUCUGGAGAAAUGAUAGAGGUGAUGCUAUAGCAAGCUUGAGAAAAGAAUGGGAGGGUGUGAAGCUGAUGGAGGAAGUCGUACCUUUCUUUCAGUCGGUGAGGUUGCCACGGGAAGCUACAACAACAGAGGACUGUGUAGCUGAGGUGGCAAAUGUUGUUAAAGAGCAGCUAGGAUCGAAAGAUCCCAUUUUUGCUCGUGCAGCUAAAGCCAUGGUGGAUUGGGUAAUGCUCUGGAAAUCAGUUGGAUCUAGCACAUCCUCACCAGGAGCAUAGGAUUAAGACAUGGUUAUAAUUUGUGCGUUUUUCCCUUUUGGUUUGCUAGAAUUAUUUCUAUCAUUCACUCUUCCAUGAUGGUGAUAUUACGUGGAAUAUCUGUUUGUAAUUGAGCUGCAACCUGAAUUGGUUUGCUUGCUAGUGAUAUUACGUGGUAAAACCGAACUUGAAGACUUUAGGCAACAUUUUAAGACAAUCUCUAAUGCUGGGUUUUGAGUUUUGUAAUUCAAAUUAUUAAGAUUUACGUUUCGCACGCUUUUACACUCAAUUAGCCGCUAAAUAGAUUGUGUAUGCGAAAAAUAAAAGAUUAUGACGUAUAA